AAAAGUCACAGUACAAGCUUGUCUUAACAUGACAGUUUACUUCCAAAAACACAACAAUUCGACACAAGUAUGGCUUGUGUCAAAUUUGACAGCAAGUACCAACUUUAUACCAUGCUAUAUAAAGACAAUGUUUGUCGGUUUUGAAACAGUAGUCAUCCAUUCCAGAAUUGGUCAAUAGCUUGCCAGUACAUACAAAAUGAAUUGUAUUCUACUUAUUCUGUCUCUGGCCAUUGUGCUAAUCAAUGGAACAACCUGGGGAUCUAGAGGAGGAGGUUGGAGAGGAGGCAUGAUUGGAAUUGGUGGUAUUGGCGGUGUAGGUCGAAUUGGCGGAGGUGGCAUUUAUGGUGGAGGUAUAUAUGGUGGCCGUGGAAUUUAUGGAGGAGGUAUUUAUGGUGGCCGCGGAAUUUAUGGCGGUGGCGGAAUCUAUGGAGGAGGUCGCGGUAUAUAUGGUGGUGGAGGUAUCUAUGGUGGUCGAGGAAUAUAUGGUGGAGGUAUAUAUGGCGAUGAUGACAACUAUGGCAGUGGAAUAUACGGCGGUGGGAUGUACGGCGGUGGAAUGGGCGGUGGAAUGGGCGGUGGAAUGUACGGCGGAGGUAUGUACGGCGGUGGAAUGGGUGGUGGUAUGUACGGCGGAGGGAUGUAUGAUCCAUAUAGUAGUUAUGGAAUGGGCAGUAGUGGAUACAGAGGUUACGGUCAACAAGGAUAUGGUAGCGGUGGAUAUUACCCAGGUGGAUCUAGUGGAUACGGCGGAUACGGUCAAGGAAGUGGAUAUUGGCCAGGCGGAUCGGGAGGUCAUGGUCAAUAUGGUAAAUAUGGAAAAAAGAGGUCUUACUGAGAUCAAACCAUUCCAAAGAAGAACAAAAGGCGCCUCUAACCCGAAUUCCAACAUAUGACGAACAAU
Messenger RNA from Mytilus trossulus (common blue mussel), 901 nucleotides. Its product is annotated as acanthoscurrin-2-like. The record is from RefSeq and is a predicted model, not a curated record. Bases 197 to 835 code for a protein of 212 amino acids. NCBI's taxonomy places the organism in Eukaryota, Metazoa, Mollusca, Bivalvia, Mytilida, Mytilidae. The transcript has 4 exons.